AUGUAUGGCUGCCAGCUGUUGGAAAGGUUUGGAAGCAGUGUAGAUUUGGGUCGCUCGAUCGUAGGAGAAGGCAUGGGUGUGCAUAUUGGCAGUUUGUUUGUACCUAUAUUAGCAAAAAUCGUCAAUGGAUCAGUCACGAUCAUCUCCCUCAAGUCGAACUCAGUCGUAUCUAAUUUUCGUUUCCUACGCUGGGCUUUACAGUCAGAAAGAGGAACAGAGCUGCGAGUAGUGUCAGUUGGUAAUGAACGGCUUGUGGUGCAGGAAGCGAAUUCAAGCUUUUGUGAAGUUGGAAGUGUAGCAAAGGAGUCCAUGUUCAAUCAAUAG
Batrachochytrium dendrobatidis JAM81 is the source of this 324-nucleotide messenger RNA. RefSeq lists its product as uncharacterized. NCBI's taxonomy places the organism in Eukaryota, Fungi, Chytridiomycota, Chytridiomycetes, Rhizophydiales. The record is from RefSeq and is a predicted model, not a curated record. Bases 1 to 324 code for a protein of 107 amino acids. The transcript is spliced from 2 exons.